UAUAUUGUAGGCCCUUUCUUUGUAUUUAUAUGGAAGAAAUUUGAGACGUUCUUUAAUGUUAAUAUUGAGUUCAUCAAUCAUUGUUUAACAACUAUUACAAACAUAAAAAUGGCAAAUAUGGAAAUGUUAAGUAUCGCGUUGCUGUCGCUGUUGGCUGCCGUCGGUUCGCGUGCAACUUCGAAUGACAUACCGGAUGACAAUACCUACGUUUACGGGCAACAAUGGGUGCUUUUAGUGGCUGGAACUAAGGGUUGGUCUAGCUACAGACAUCAGGCGGACAUUGCUCAUUCGUACCAGAUAGCCAUAAAUAACGGGAUACCAGGAGAGAACAUCAUUGUGAUGAUGUACAACGACGUGGUCAAUAGUACCAAAAAUCCAGCUCCAGGAACGAUGAUCAAUCAACCGGACGGCCAAGACGUGUACGGCGACAUUAUUAUUGACUACAGUGGCGAAGACGUGACUGUAGAAAAUUUCAUUAAAAUUUUGACGGGUGAUUCAGAUGGUAUGAAGGGAAUUGGAUCUGGUAAAGUUAUCGAGAGUACAAUGUUCGACAACGUUUUUGUCAACCUUGAGAGCUUAGGAGUUAACGGCUUGGUAGUAUUUCCUUCGGGCGAAUUUUUGUACGGAGAUCAACUGAAUAGCGCGUUGGAAGAAAUGUCAAACAAUUACAAAUUCAAAAAAAUGUUGAUUUACUUGGACUCCAGCAAUUCGGGAUCCAUGUUCGACGGUCAACUACCCUCAGACAAAAAGAUUCUUGCUAUGACGGCUUCGAAUCCCAGAGAAGGAUCUUACGCUUGUUACUGCGGCGAAGAGUCUGGCGAAUACAGGACUUGCCUGGGUAAUUUGUUCAGCACCACUUGGAUGGAAAAUAUCAACAAAUCUUUGUCGGACAAACGAAGGGCUAUAUACAAAGACUAUGAAGACAUAAGAACAGCAGUGACUUGGAGCAACGUCAUGAUGUACGGAGACUUCGGAGUGAGCUUAAGUCCAUUCUCUGCGUUCAUGGGAAACCCCAGCGAUAAGAUUUCGCAUUACAUAAAUUAUUCUCCUAAGCAGAAUGUCGAAUCCAGCAAAGAGGGCGCAUCCAUCUCUAUCGAUGUUGGUCUUAAGAAAAAACUGGACGUCAGCGAAAGGUUGCAAUUGCAGAAACAGAUUCUCUAUAACAGAAAAAUGCGUUUAACCGUGGACAAGGUAUUCAGGCAGAUCUACAAGAAAGUGGUAAAAGAGUGGCCGGAACUAGCAGAUAAAGCAGGGGACAUCCAGAACCCGGCUGUAUUACAAUUGACUGCAAAUGAUUAUCCGUGCUACAGAAGUAUCGUGAACCGCAUAUCCAGCAAAUGUUUUUUCAUAGACCAGGACACUUAUGCGCUAAGCCAAUUGCCAGUGUUUGCCAAUUUCUGUGUUAUCGACAACGAAAUAGACAGCAAGAUCGCCCAAACCAUAGAUGAUAUCUGUUCGAAAGUAAAGAUCCCAAAACAUUUAGAAUAAGUUUUGAAGGUGUAGUGUAUACACAACAUUGUAAAGUUUACCAUCAAUGUUCCGACCUAUAAUAAAUUAAUUUAAAUUAAAAAAAAAAUUUGUCUUAUACUUCAUUUAUAAUUAAAACAUAAUAUAACCCAAUACAUUCAAUGUAAUUACGCUAGUCGGAAA
Molecule: messenger RNA, 1650 nt
Organism: Adelges cooleyi (spruce gall adelgid)
Lineage: Eukaryota; Metazoa; Arthropoda; Insecta; Hemiptera; Adelgidae
Product: legumain-like
Exons: 12
Coding region: 109-1488 (459 amino acids)
Biological process (GO): vacuolar protein processing
Molecular function (GO): cysteine-type endopeptidase activity
Source: RefSeq, a predicted model, not a curated record